AUGGAUAGCCCGUUGUCCCUCGAGGUUGUUCAGUGUCGUCAGUUCGAUCCGGUCAGUGGGCCAUUCAGCAUGAACGAGCGCAAGGAUGAGGCGCAGUCGAUUUACACGAUCGCCAGCCACACGAACCUGGUGCCUAUAAGAUCCAGACACGCCUAUUUGAAGAAGAGAAGACUCGUGCCGAAUUUGGUGAUCAUUUUCCUGAUCUUCUUGAUGGUCUCCUUGUUGAUAGCGACGCUGGUGUUUGGUAUACUGUACAUGACCACCAAACACGUGAAGUUUUGCGAAACUGAAAGCUGCGUUCGUAUAGCCGCUAGUUUGAAAGAAUCUAUGGACACGUCUGUAGAUCCUUGCGACGAUUUUUAUAAAUAUGCUUGUGGCAAAUGGUCAGAGGAGCAUCCCAUGCCUGACAACAGCCUAACGAAUUCCUGGUUCGAAGAGCGCAGGGAACGAGUGUUCAGGAAGAUCAGGGAACUCCUAAGGGACAACUCUACCAGCAGCAAUGCUCCAUGGGCGGUGAAGCAGGCUAAAAUAUUGUACGACAGCUGCAUGGACGUGCAGGCCGAGGACGACCUCGGACUGACGCCGCUGUUCGAGAUACUGGAAGAGCUCAAUUUGCCACCGAUACCUCCGGCAUUUACCAAGAAAACGGGCAGUUACAUCGAACAGAUGGCCAGAGUGAAGAAAGUUCUAGGAAGGGACAUCUUCUUCGGCUUUGCCAUUGUACCCGAUCCUCGAAACAACACCAACAACGUCAUGAUGUUGGACACACCAGUCACCAGCAGCCCAUUGCCAAGCGACAAGGAACUGGAGAAACGACUGCACUCGGUCAGAUCGCAUUUUCGGAAGCUGGAGGACGAGACGGAAGACGAGGGUUCGGAUGACCUGAAGGAAGUAGAAAUGGCAUACAUGACUGAUAUCAUCAAGCAGAUCGUCAACAACGGAACUCUCGAUUCCUGCACCUUGAAGGACGAUUUGUCGUUCUCCGACGAGAAGGAGUUGGAGGAAGUCGUUGACACACUCUACGAGUAUACCAGCACCUUCUACUACCUGUCUCGUCUGGAGGGUAACGACAGCAUGUGGGAGGAAGACUCUGCGGACAUUCUCCGCAUGACGGUGGACGAUCUUCAAAAGCUGACGGAUGAAUACGUGAUGGAAGUCAACUCGACGCUGACGCCUAAACCACUCUGGCGACCGUUCAUCGAGAUGCUCUACAAGGACGUCGAGUCUCUGGAUUUGAAUGGGAAGGAUAAAAUAUUGAUAGGCGAUUUAGAGUACUUGAAAACCAUUUCUCUCGUGUUGGCUACCUGCGAGGAUGAAGAUUUAGAAACCUACAUUUGGUGGGUCGUUGUGGACAUCGUUGUUCCCCAUACGUCCGAGAGUCUGAAAAAAAUCUGGCGGGAGUACAUCAACGAAGUGACAAACGUCGAGGUCGGCGAAUCCAAGUCUCUGCUCUGCGCAUCCGCUGUGAACGAGUUGAUGGGAAUGGCGGUCUCGUGGCUAUUCGUGGACCCGUCCUUCCACGAAGACAAGGGCAAAAAAGUGUUCGAGAUGUUAAACGACAUAAAAGAAGCCUUCGCCUCGCUGGUUUUGCGCACCGACUGGAUGGACAAGCAGACAAAAACGGCGACGUUGGAGAAAAAUAGGAAGAUGGAGUCGCAGAUCGGAUUUCCCAAGUGGCUGUUCGAUGAAGAGAUCCUCAACGACUAUUACGAAGGCAUAAAGCUCUCCGAGACCGAGUACCUGAAUAAUAUGCUCCAAAUUGUUCGCCUAAUGUCUAUUUCCGAACUGGAAUGCAUUCACGAGAUGAAUUUCAACAACGUGUCGUACUGGGCGACCGAUCCAACGGACGUGAAUGCGUUUCACACCUAUCAGUACAAUCACAUAACUAUACCUGCUGGAAUUCUUCAAUUUCCAUUUUACGAGUUGGGCCUCGAGGCACUGAAUUAUGGCGCUAUCGGUACAGUGCUCGGCCACGAAUUAACACACGGGUUCGAUAACAGCGGCAGACACUUCGACAGCAACGGAAACGUUAGGCAGUGGUGGACAAAUGAGACUAUUUCCGAGUACACUGAAAAGACAGAGUGUUUCAUAAGACACUAUAACAGCUAUUACGAAGUCGAGGUAGACGAUUACAUCGACGGAGAACGAACAUUGGGCGAGAAUAUAGCCGAUAAUGGAGGCCUCAGGGAGGCUGUCGUCGCUUAUGACAAGUGGAAGGCUAGACACGGCAAGGAGCCUCUACUUCCGGGAUUCACUAAUCUCACUCACGAGCAGCUCGUUUUCCUCAGUUUCGCGCACUUGUGGUGCGAGUCGUACACACCGGUAUCUCUGAAAUGGAUAAUGCAAGACUCCCAUUGCCCUGGGCAUGUAAGGCUCCACGGAGUGUUGAAGAACUCCAAUGAAUUCAGCGAGGCUUGGAAAUGUCCCGUGGGAUCGAACAUGAAUCCUGCAAAGAAGUGUCGACUAUGGUAGCAACGACAUACUUGAAUAGGAAGUGCGUUUCGUCGCAAUCGAACUUUAUUCCUUGAACGCGUUGUUGAUUCUCGCAACUUAAUCGUUAAUAUAAGACGUGUGAGUUCCUGUGAUUUCCGCGAGUGUUUUCAAGUCUUCGUUAUUAAAAUGUUGCGUUGGUCAGUAUAUCGUUGAACGCUGACGGGAUUGUGACAAGGCGGUCCAAUGUUUGUAAUAAAAGAACUUUAUUUACUUACAAAA
This is a messenger RNA of Hylaeus volcanicus, 2712 nucleotides long. It is a transcript of the gene Nep5, whose product is annotated as endothelin-converting enzyme homolog. The transcript has 17 exons. Bases 1 to 2472 code for a protein of 823 amino acids. Gene Ontology annotation, molecular function: metalloendopeptidase activity. Lineage: Eukaryota; Metazoa; Arthropoda; Insecta; Hymenoptera; Colletidae. Gene Ontology annotation, cellular component: plasma membrane. The record is from RefSeq and is a predicted model, not a curated record. Gene Ontology annotation, biological process: protein processing.